GUAGGACAUCCUUAGGUCAGCCAUAUUGCCGUGGUCUGUCUGAAGGAGAGAGAAAAUAUGAGGGGAAUUCGGGGAAUAAGCCAGUUAUCGAGAAGGCUUUAUGCAGCCCAGGCUGCCCGUAAGGUGGAUUUUGCUGCAGCUGGGGAGCCACUAAAGUUUGUGCCACAGGAAGUGCAGGUGACGAAAUUGCCUAGUGGCUUAGUGAUUGCUUCCUUGGAAAACUAUUCUCCUGCUUCUCGGAUUGGUGUUCUUGUCAGGGCCGGAAGCCGAUAUGAGACCACUGAUAACCUUGGUGUCACACACUUGCUUCGUCUGGCUGCCAGUCUGACAACCAAGGGAGCAUCUGCUUUUAGGAUCUGCCGUGGUGUUGAGGCUGUUGGGGGAAGCUUAAGCGUGUCAAGCUCCAGGGAAACCAUGUCAUAUACUGUAGACUGCCUGAGAGAUCAUAUUGACACUGUUAUGGAGUAUCUGAUCAAUGUGACCACGGCACCCGAGUUUCGUGCAUGGGAAGUGUCAGACCUCACGGGAAGGGUGAAUUUGGAUAAGAAACUCGCCAAGCAGACGCCACAGAUUGGUGUUAUUGAAGAUUUACAUGCUGCAGCCUAUAAGAAUGCCCUGUCCAAUUCCUUGUACUGUCCAGACUUCAAGAUUGGCCAAAUCACUACCGAACAGAUGCAUACCUUUGUUCAGAACAACUUUACGAGUGCAAGAAUGGCCCUGGUUGGUCUUGGAGUGGAUCAUGACAUGCUGAAGCAGGUUGGAGAGCAGUUCCUGAACAUCCGCAGCGGAGCGGGCACUGUUGGUUCCAAAGCUCUGUACCGUGGAGGUGAGGUGAGGCAUCAGACUGGAGCAGGCCUGGUUCAUGCGUUGGUGGCAAUUGAAGGAGCAAGUGCAACCUCAGCUGAGGCCACUGCAUUCAGUGUACUGCAGCAUGUGCUCGGAGCAGGACCACGAGUCAAGAGAGGCUCCAGCAGCACCAGCACACUGACUCAGGCCAUCUCAAAAGUCACCGCUCUGCCCUUUGAUGCCUCUGCGUUUAAUGCCAACUACACGGAUUCUGGUCUUUUUGGCUUGUACACCAUCUGCCAGGCUAACGCUGUCAACGAUGUAAUCAAAGCAGCUGUCGGUCAGGUGAAUGCCAUUGCUCAAGGAAACCUUGCAGCAGCAGAUCUCAGCAAAGCCAAGAAUCAGCUGACGGCCGAUUACCUCAUGUCUAUUGAGAGUUCUGAGGGAUUGAUGGAUGUUAUUGGUACACAUGUGCUGUCAGAGGGUACCUACCAUACCCCUGAGGCUGUGACCCAGAAAAUCAAUGCUGUGUCUUCAGCUGAUGUCGUCAACGUUGCAAAGAAAUUCAUGUCUGGUAAAAAGACCAUGGCCUCCAGUGGGAACUUGGUCAACACACCCUUUGUUGAUGAAAUCUGAUGGGCAUUCUUGCUCAUUUUCUCUUUCAAAUGUCUCUUCACAAAAACAAGGACAUGUUUAUGAUACCUUCAUUGUUUCUGUCCCCAAAAAUAAUAAUAAUAAGGUUGUCAUCAACAGUUGGUCUUGAUAUUUGUAAUAUUCUAUAAGGUGGAGUAAUCUCAAGAAAAGCGCUCAACACUUGUCCAUUUGAAAUGUAUAGAUGUAAAUUAAUAAAGUAUCUACCAACACCAUC
Messenger RNA from Danio rerio (zebrafish), 1654 nucleotides. It is a transcript of the gene uqcrc2b, whose product is annotated as ubiquinol-cytochrome c reductase core protein 2b. The record is from RefSeq and is marked provisional. Gene Ontology annotation, molecular function: metalloendopeptidase activity; metal ion binding. Gene Ontology annotation, biological process: proteolysis. Lineage: Eukaryota; Metazoa; Chordata; Actinopteri; Cypriniformes; Danionidae.